UCGUUGAAGAGAUUUAGAGUGAAGUGAGGGCAGAUGCAGUGUAUAAAAUAGUGCUUGAGUUGUUGUGAAACUAGUUGAUAGAAUGAAAACCGUCUGUGACAUACGGGAGUUUAACUGACAAAUAUGAUUUUUUUUUUAAAGAAUAUGAAUAAAAUGCUAAUGAAGCCAAUAAUAUCGUUAGAUGAUUCGGGUAAAUUUGUGCAUUACGUCACCGAUGAAGAUCUCUCGUUGAUGAAUGUCAGCAUCUACGACUAUCCUCGUGAAAUAUGGGUGACCAUUCCUUUUUGGGAGAUUUUGGUUAAAACGGUCACCUUCUUGCCUUUGAUCACGUUCGGAAUUUUCGGCAACAUUGCACUUCUAUGCAUAAUCUUUACCAUUCGGGCCCUCAGGACUCCAACCAAUAUGCUGAUUGCAAACUUGGCCGUAGCUGAUUUGGCCACCUUGAUCAUCUGUCCUGUUAUGUUCAUGCUGCACGAUUUUUAUCAAAACUACGUUAUGGGAUGUGUUGGCUGUAAGCUGGAGGGAUUUUUGGAAGGUCUCCUACUAAUAACGUCCGUCCUUUGCCUUUGUGGAAUAAGCUACGAUCGUUUAACUGCGAUUGUGUUUCCAAAGAAGUCCAGGUUAACGAUGCGAGGUGUGAACGUAAUUAUUGCCAGCUCGUGGGGCAUAGGAUUUUGCCUCGCUCUUCCUUUGACAAUCUUCCGUAACUACAAGGAACGUCAAUGGAAAAAUUACUUGGAAACCUUUUGCGCGGAGAAUACGAACUUUUUACCGCAAUACUGGCACGUCCUGAUUGGAGCCUUGGUAUGGUUUCCUUUAGCCGUAAUGAUCUGCUGCUAUGGUUUGAUAUUUCUCAAGCUUGAUCGGUAUCAAAGGAAGGUAUUAAAUCGAGAGCAUCCGAUUUCAGUUUGCUACAAAAGAAAAGUGGCAAAAUGUUUGUUCGUAGUACUAAUUGUGUUCGUCUUGCUGAGGAUACCAUUUACCACUUUAGUUUUUAUUCGGUACUACCGAUUCGUUAAUGCAAAUAGUGAUCAGAUAGGAAAAGACUUUCUUAUACUUUGGUACGUGUCUCAUUACUUGAUGUUCUUGAAUGCGGCCAUUAACCCAGUAAUCUAUGGAAUGACAAACGAUAACUUCCGGAAAGCAUAUAAUAAAACAAAAAUUUGGAGAUGCUUCUGGAAAUCUGGACCAGUUAAAAAGGCCGAUCCACGGAUGAAGGAACCAGCAGUGAUGAUUAUCGGUCACCUUCAGCCACGUGGUCCUUGUGGAAGUGAAAAGUGCAUCGAUUUUUCAGAGUGGAUCAUUCAACCUAAACAAGGUGUUCAAACUGGUGAGUCGAGAGAGACUAAAUCCUCCCAGUUGAAGGCAACCACGGAAGAAGUGCAAACAAAAUGUGAACAAAAAACAUCCCAUAACUGUGAGUUGAUUAUUGCUGAUCAGUUUCGAGAAAAACAGAGCAAAAUGCAGUCAGCAGGAUUCAUUUGA
This is a messenger RNA of Armigeres subalbatus, 1485 nucleotides long. RefSeq names its product neuropeptide FF receptor 2-like. The transcript has 5 exons. NCBI's taxonomy places the organism in Eukaryota, Metazoa, Arthropoda, Insecta, Diptera, Culicidae. Gene Ontology annotation, biological process: G protein-coupled receptor signaling pathway. The coding region runs from base 124 to 1485 and encodes 453 amino acids. Gene Ontology annotation, cellular component: neuron projection; plasma membrane. Gene Ontology annotation, molecular function: neuropeptide binding; neuropeptide receptor activity. The record is from RefSeq and is a predicted model, not a curated record.